CUUUUUUUCUCCUGGCCACAGUUUUAAACUCUGUGAUCGAUUGUUUUGGUCUGACGGAGUUUAAAAUGGCGGCGCUCUUGUGCUCUCCACGUGAGGUGUUUACAGAAGCAGUGAGAGCUGUGUUAGAAACCUGGCCGGUGUUGCAGAUAGCGGUUGAUAACGGCUUCGGUGGAGUUUACAGCCAGCAGAAGGCCGACUGGAUGGUGGAUGCGGUUCAACAAUAUUUUCACGACAACAGUGAUCUCGAGCAGGAUGAAGUGGAGGACUUCCUGUCUGAUCUGAUGAACAAUGAGUUUGACACGAUGGUAGAUGAUGGAAGCCUCCCACAGGUGGCACAGAAGGUGUGUGUGAUGUUCCAGCAGUGUAAGCAGGGGAAACUGCCCGAGGUCAGACAGCAGAUCAGCCAGUUAACACUGGAAAAGUCCAGAGGAAGAGCAAAAGCCACAUCUAUUAAAACCCCUACAGAGGAAGCAGAGGGAAGCGACGAUGACGAGUGUAUGGAUUGUGAUGAAGCCGGAGCGGGAGCUUCAGUGAGCAGCACAGCAGCGAAACAGCAGCCGUCUUCAUCUGCCCCUAAAGAAGAAGAGGAGGAGGAGGAAGAUGGCUGGACGGUGGUGUGCAGGAAAAAGUGACCGAAGCAGAAAUGUAUUUGGAGCACUAGAAAUGCCGUCUGAACGAACUUGUGGUAACGGAGCAAAAAAAAAAAAAAAAGAAAAGUUUUUGGAACAAAUGUAAGACUUUAUAUAUUGCUGUGGUACCUAGUGGUAAAAAUCAUCAGAAAGGGCAGUCGCUGCAGAUGUUUUUACCCAAACUGUGGGUUUCUUUUAUUUUAACAAGCUUCAUUUUUGUCUUGACUGAUUUCCAAGAGCCCCGUGUAAGCUUGUAAAGACCAUCGUUCAUGUUUUAGUGCUUUCUUUACCUCUCGUCGUGCCCUCGUGUGGACAAAUAGGGCUCUGCAAGCCUGUGUGUGUGUGUGUGUGUGUGUUGCACUUCAGGGAGUCUCAGGCCACAUCAUUCAAACUCAAAUACAGAUAUAAUUUCUAACAUGUGGAUACAGAGUAAAACAUGAACAGUACAACACUCAGGAUGUACUUUUUUUUUUACCUAAAAAAAUGCAAUGCAGUUUAUUUUUUGCCCACACGCAUAUUGCUUAGUGUUUCAUUUCAGAUGUGUGUUCUAUAACACACCUGUGUGGGUUCUGAGUAUCAGGAAGAGUUCCGGCGUAGCACGUCGUACCUGCGAUGUCGUUCGUACGAGUAAAAUCCACAGUAGGACGACACAGAACGGCCACGUUGUUAGGAUGAACAGAGAGUUUGUAACAGGUGCUGUGCUGUUUGUUGGUGCACAAAUGUUCACCUCAUCACUUUUAUGAAGGUCAGACCCAUUAAGCGUGAAUCAGAGAGGAAUCAGAAGCUGUUCUGAGGAUUAAACGCAGCUUGCGUGG
Molecule: messenger RNA, 1444 nt
Organism: Tachysurus fulvidraco (yellow catfish)
Lineage: Eukaryota; Metazoa; Chordata; Actinopteri; Siluriformes; Bagridae
Gene: tsr2
Product: TSR2 ribosome maturation factor
Exons: 5
Coding region: 66-632 (188 amino acids)
Biological process (GO): maturation of SSU-rRNA from tricistronic rRNA transcript (SSU-rRNA, 5.8S rRNA, LSU-rRNA)
Cellular component (GO): nucleus
Source: RefSeq, a predicted model, not a curated record